This is a messenger RNA of Xyrichtys novacula (pearly razorfish), 1026 nucleotides long. NCBI's taxonomy places the organism in Eukaryota, Metazoa, Chordata, Actinopteri, Labriformes, Labridae. The record is from the annotation of a GenBank genome assembly.
AUGGACCAGUCCCUUCUCGGCGGUGACGUGAUGGCGUCCUCUGCAGCGGCUGCCGGGGCUCCCAUGGCUCCUACAAGGCCACCCGGCGGAGCCCCCAGGCCUUCGUCCACGUCCUCCGGUGCCCUCGCGGCGUGCCGGCUCAUGGACCGGGUAGCGUCCGCUCUUCUGGCGACCAGCUCCUGGGCGUCACCGGGCGCUGGCGCUAAGAACACCUCCCUGCCGGCGCACAGUGGGAUUCCCGUGUGGCCUGGCACCGGCGGAGGGGACCCUUCUCCGUCGGUCCCUGGUCGCGCGCGGUGUCCCGGAACCCGCCUUGACCACCGCUCGGAGAGCCGGUCCGCGUCCUUGGCCGCCCGCAGGAGGUUUCUCCGGGAGGCAGUCCGACGGAACUCCGCCGGGCCCGCUUCAGCUGCCCCGGACCGUAGUGGCAGACCAUCCCCGCAGCCGCUGGCAUCCACCGCACCGCUAAGUCCCCGUACCCCGGCCACCAGCCCUGCUUCGGAUACAGGAGCCAUGCACCCCCCGCCGCUGUUUCCCUCCACCACCUUGAUCAUCGGUGACAGCAUCAUACGAGGUAUUCGUUAUUUUAAUGCCAUCACUCGCUCUUUCCCCGGUGCUACUGUUGCCGACAUCACAGCAAAACUCCCCGGUCUUCUCCAAUCACUUCCUGCCUCUAUCCACCGUAUCAUUGUCCACGUUGGCACCAACGACUCGGCUCACCAACAGUCUGAACAGACAAAAAAAGACUUCAGGACACUUCUCGAUAGCCUUCAGUGCAGCGGCAAAACUGUUUUUAUAAGUGGCCCUCUUCCAACACUGACACGUAGCAUCGAUCGUUUUAGCCGCCUCCUCAGCCUAAACUCCUGGCUUCGAGCCCUCUGCAGCCCCCUCUCCACCCACUUCAUAGACAAUUUUAACCUGUUCUGGAACCGACCCCCAUUCUUUUCUAAUGACGGACUUCACCCAAACAAACUGGGCCAUCAGACACUUGCCGCUAAUAUCCAACACCACAUACACACCAACUGA